Mangifera indica (mango) is the source of this 1689-nucleotide messenger RNA. RefSeq lists its product as uncharacterized. Lineage: Eukaryota; Viridiplantae; Streptophyta; Magnoliopsida; Sapindales; Anacardiaceae. The record is from RefSeq and is a predicted model, not a curated record. The coding region runs from base 378 to 1319 and encodes 313 amino acids. Gene Ontology annotation, molecular function: 3'-5'-RNA exonuclease activity. The transcript has 7 exons.
CAACUUACUAAGACUUAAAAAAAAGAGGUUUGUAUUCUUCUCACAAACACUGUAAUAUAACCCCAUUUCUUUUUGCUUUUUUUCUUGCACGCAACAUCUUUAUGUUCAGACAUGGAUUUAAAUAAUCAAAGUUUUGGUCUGUGUCUCUUUCAUUUGGCAACAUUUCCAAAAUAUCCUAACUUUUGCUCAACACUCUGCAGUGAAUCCACACUGUAACAACAGUGCCACCAAAUCCUUGAAGCCCUCUUAAAAGUCCUGACAAGAGUGGAAUAUCUUCAAGCUUUCUUCUUUUGGUUAAGUGACCCAUGAUUUCUUGAUCAUUUAUCAAGAAGUUUCCAAGUUUUGAGCAAGACGGUGCUUGAUUAUUUGUUAAAAAAAUGAGUGUUUCUUUGACUAUUAUGACUUUUAAUCUCCAUGAAGAUCAGCCUGAAGAUAGUCCUAAUUCUUGGCUCAAGAGAAGGGAUUUGUGUGUUAGUGUCGUCACUAGUUACUCUCCUUUGAUUAUAUGCACUCAACAAGGUGUUAAAUCACAGUUUGAUUAUCUUCAGCAAUGUUUACCAGGUUAUGAUCAAUUUGGAAUAUCAAGAAAAGGACCUGAAGAUACUUCAGAUGAGCACUGCACCAUCUUCUAUGACAAAGAGAAGGUAGAAAUGCUAGAAGGUGGAACCUUUUGGCUGUCCGAAUCACCUUCUGUCCCUGGAAGCAAAGCGUGGGGUUCGGAAGUUCCAUGUAUUGCAACUUGGGCAACAUUCCAAUUGAAAGGAGUUGAACCACCCGGGUUUUCAUUUCAAGUAGUGAAUACAAACAUGGAUGAGUUUAGUCCUCGUGCCCGUAGACGAAGUGCUUUACUGACGUGGCAGCACAUUGCCUCUCUACCUCCUAGCUUACCUGUUAUAUACUGUGGAGGAUUCAACACACAAAAAGAAUCAACUACAGGACGUUUUCUUCUUGGGAGAUCAAGAGAACAUGGUGUAGUUGGAGACAUGCGGGAUGCAUGGCCUAGUGCCCGAGUUCGAAAAAAUGUUUCCCUUAUACGAACCUACCAUGGAUUCAAAGGUGACAAGCAAGGGGCUCUUGAAUACCUCAAAUUGGUUUUCCGAGCACUCUGCCUCUGCUGGGACCGCCAAACUCAAGAUCUUCACAUUGAUUGGAUACUUUUCAGAGGUAGAUCUUUGAUUCCUGUUUUAUGUGAAGUGGUGAGUGAUAACAUUGAUGGAUAUUAUCCGUCCUCUCACUAUCCCAUAUUUGCCGAAUUUAUGCUUCCUCGUACUGUGAGGAUGAUUGAACCGCCACCUAGUACAACUCAAGAGGAAACUUAAAAAAUUCCCACAUUUCAAGUUUGACAAACUCCAUUUUGCACAGUUGAAAACAAAGCAAAAUUGCUCUUUUUUACCUUGUUGAUACACAAAUCAUGGCACCAGAGGAACAGAGAAUUGUAAACCAGUGAUAUGCCAUAGAUUGUGAAGUAUGUUUUAGCUUCAAUGUACCUAAAUUGUGCAAUCUAGCUACUCGGAAAGGGUUAUCUAGGAUAGGGGGAUUUAUCAUUUACUUUGAAGUUUUCUUGCUAGUGUUUCAAGAAUUGUUUCUGGGAAUGCCUUCAAUUUUUUUCUUUUCUCCCAUGAUAUUAGUAACUUAAAUACUAUACAUUUUGAGAUUUAUGAAUAAUAGCUGUCUUUUUCCUUACCCAAA